AUGGGUGUUUCAAGGCUUCGAACCGCCUUCCGGCGAUCAUCGACCCAAGAGAGUGUUGUGCCUGUCGCCGUGACUGCAGUGGGCGAAAAGAAUGAAGUCCCCCAUGACACCGAGUCUGCUAUGCCGGCCACCGCUGAAAACCCCGAGGUCCCUACCGAGGACACCCAGCAGGGUGUCAAGGACCUCGAGGCUGUCACUCUCAGCUGGACCAAGACUACUCUGAUUGCUGUCUUUGCAAACAUCUGGCUCCUGUAUUUCGUCAAUGCCAUGCAACAGUCCAUCAACCUCAGUUUGCUCGGCUAUGUUACCAGUGACUUUGAGAGUCACUCGCUACUGAACGUCAUCUACAUUGUCGCAGAUGCCAUGACAGCGGCAGUUUACAUUCCCACUGCUAAAGUCAUGGAUGUGUGGGGCCGUGCUGAAGGUUUCCUCGCCAUGACCAUUUUCGCUACCCUCGGUCUGAUCAUCAUGGCUGCUUGCCACAACUUGCCCACUUUCUGCGCUGCCUAUGUCUUCUACAGCAUUGGUUUCGGAGGUAUGACAUACUGCGUGGAUGUCAUCACAGCCGAUGUUUCCAAGCUGAAGAACCGAGGUUUGGCCUACGCUUUCACCUCCUCGCCCUACAUCAUCACAGCUUUCGCUGGCCCCAAGGCUGCCGAGGGCUUCUAUGAAGAUAUCAGCUGGCGUUGGGCUUUCGGUGCUUUCUCCAUCAUCUUCCCCAUUGUGGCUGCCCCUCUCUACAUCACCUUGAAGAUCAACCUCAACAAGGCUAAGAGAUCCGGCCUCAACCAGAAGGAGCCUAGCGGCCGUAACAUCUUCCAGAGCAUUUGGCAUUAUGCCAAGGAGUUCGAUCUCCUCGGUGUCGUCAUUUUCUCGAUUGGUCUUGUUGUCUUCUUCCUUCCCUUCAGCAUUGCCUCAUCUGCCCCCAAUGGCUGGGGCUCUGACUACAUCAUUGCCAUGAUCGUUGUCGGUUUCGUUAUGCUCGGUAUCUUCAUUGCUUGGGAACUCAAGUUCGCUCCUACGCCUCUGUUCGACUUCAGCAUCUUGUCGGACCGCACUGUCAUUGGCGCAUGCUUGCUCGACGCCACAUACCAGAUCUCCUACUACUGCUGGAACCAUUACUACACCUCUUUCCUGCAAGUUGUCAACAACCUCACUAUUUCCGAGGCAGGAUACGUCAGCAACACCUUUGAUGUCGUCUCUGGUAUCCUGCUGAUCGGUGUUGGAUUCCUGAUCCGCCGCACUGGCCGCUUCAAGUGGAUUCUCUACAUUGCCGUUCCCCUGUACAUCUUCGCCCAGGGACUGAUGAUCUAUUUCCGUCGCGCCAACCAGUCCGUCGGUUACCUCGUGAUGUGUCAAAUUUUCAUCUCCAUCGGUGGAGCCGUCUUCAUCAUUGUCGAGCAGCUCGCAAUUCUGGCUGCCGUUGACCACCAGCACGUCGCUACUGCUCUUGCUCUUCUCAAUGUCGUUGGAACCGUCGGCGGUGCUGCUGGUUCCACCAUUUCCGGUGCCAUCUGGACCAACACCUUCUACGGAGCCCUUGAAACCAGACUCCCGCAGUCUGCCAUGGCCAACAUCGCUGAUAUCUACGAGAGCCUCGACACUCAGAUCUCCUACGCUGUCGGAUCCCCGACCAGACUCGCCAUCCAGGAGGCCUAUGCGUACUCGCAGACAAGAAUGCUGGCGGCCGGAACUGGAAUCAUGGGUCUCUCUAUUAUCUGGGCUUUGAUGAUCAGAAACAUUGAUCUGAAGAAGGUUCCCCAGGUCAAGGGUACUGUUUUCUAA
Messenger RNA from Penicillium salamii, 1785 nucleotides. The record is from the annotation of a GenBank genome assembly. Lineage: Eukaryota; Fungi; Ascomycota; Eurotiomycetes; Eurotiales; Aspergillaceae.